AUGAGAGAAAAUUCAAUUGGAUAUUGGAUAGAAGAGGCUAAAGAAGUUGCUGGAAAAAUUGGCGUCGAACCUAUACCGUCAAAUAAACGAAUUCCGAGGUGCAAAAAACAAUUUGAUGAGAUGUGUAAUGACGAAUCACAAAUACUUCAACCAGUUCAACUUUUUUCUCAAGCAACAAAGAUGUUAUUUGAUAGAGUCUUAUCAGAAAUUAAAAAGAGGGUUGAUGGUGCUACCACGUUGAAUUCGAAUUUCGCAUUUCUAAAUGGUACUAAAUUUUGGAUAUGUCAAAUGAAAAACUGCAGAAGCAUGGAGCAGAUCUGGGACGAAAAUACAAGCGAGAUUUAA
Messenger RNA from Psylliodes chrysocephalus, 345 nucleotides. The record is from the annotation of a GenBank genome assembly. NCBI's taxonomy places the organism in Eukaryota, Metazoa, Arthropoda, Insecta, Coleoptera, Chrysomelidae.